AUGAAACGCUGGCAGUUGGACUGGCCAUUGUUUGCGAGCUGCUCAUCUGCGGUUGUACGCCUUGCACUGGAAUCCCAGUCAUUUGUGGUUGAGCAUUUUGCACUGGAGGCCCACCGACAGCAUAUCGCUGACUUUCCUCUGGGCCUGGUUUUGGGUGCUCUAGGCUUCGAUUGCUGCGGCACCCAGCACAACGGAUGGUCUGGAUGGUUUGUUGGUGGUCUCAAGUGUGCUCCUGUGGCUACCUGGGGUACCAAGGCCUACUUAGCGGAGUGA
Messenger RNA from Eimeria acervulina, 273 nucleotides. RefSeq lists its product as hypothetical. The transcript has 3 exons. The coding region runs from base 1 to 273 and encodes 90 amino acids. The record is from RefSeq and is a predicted model, not a curated record. Lineage: Eukaryota; Apicomplexa; Conoidasida; Eucoccidiorida; Eimeriidae.